AUACAUAUUGUGGCAGGUUAAACGCACCAGGACUCAAAUAAACAUCACCGGUGGUUUAUACACGUGUUGAUGUGAUUAUAACAGUUAUAUAACAGUUAUAUAACAUCUCCUGGUUAUAUUGGGGUUAUAUAGAAUGCGCUGGAUGUAGCUGUGUGUGUCAGUAGAACAGAACCGCGCCUGCGGUCUUUAUUUCGGCUCAGAAUGAGCGACAGCGAGCGCACAGCGGCUACAGAAGCACCCGCAUUCCUCGGCGGGGACAGAAGCGGCAGUGUGAGCAGCCCCCCGCCGGACGGAGACAUCGAGUACAUGGAGGAGGAGGAGGACGAGAGCGACGCGCUGGAGACCUCCGAACCGAGAGAGAGCGCACCCAGCCCGGCCGAGACCAGCGACGAGAGCGCCCCCAAACGCUGCGUGUACGACGGCUGCAGUGAAACCAGCACUCAGGGGGCCAAGCAGAGGAAACCGUGGAUGUGCAAGAAGCACCGCAACAAAAUGUACAAGGACAAGUACAAGAAAAAGAAGAGCGACCAGGCCAUGGCGUCCGGGAAACUAGACGAGAGCUCAGAGGAGACACCGGUUUCAGUGACGAAGCAGCGGCUCGGUACUGUUGGAGAGCGACCGGCCAGACCGUCGCUUAUAGAGCAAGUGUUAAACCAAAAGAGGCUGUCUCUGCUGAGAAGUCCAGAGGUGAUCAGUUUCCUCCAGCAGCAGCAGCGCCUGCUCAGCGUGCAAACCCCGUCCCAGAACCAGCAAAGCUACUGAGCACAGAAACAGACGAGUCCGUAUCUGCAGAUGCUUCCUCGGCUCUUCAUGGGUAAACGUGAAUGAUGUGGAAUCUGGUUUUGGUAGAAGAAACGUCUUCAUAAGUCGUCAUAAGACUCAUCAUGGUCUGGAGGAGUUGUGAUGAUCUUUAGUAGCAGAUUUUCUUCACCACAGCCUAUAAACGACUGUCAUUUUUAAUGUAGUGUUUUUAAGAACUCUGCUCGAUGCAUUUAUAUUUAUUAUUUUAAACCGAUUAUGUAAAAAUCAGCUGUAUGGUUGUAUUAAACCAUGCUUUUGAAUACUAGUGGUGCCUAUUUAAUGAUCUUAUGUGCUACAGGAACUCAAUUGUGUGAAUCUCUUUCUAAUGUAAUAAUGUAAUCCAUCAGUAUUAUGUUUUCAUUCCUGCUUUAGUUUUUUAAAUGUGUUUUUAAAUGGUCAUACUGGUACAGGUAAUAAAACAUUUACAACAG
Molecule: messenger RNA, 1232 nt
Organism: Trichomycterus rosablanca
Lineage: Eukaryota; Metazoa; Chordata; Actinopteri; Siluriformes; Trichomycteridae
Gene: rfxap
Product: regulatory factor X-associated protein
Exons: 3
Coding region: 202-762 (186 amino acids)
Biological process (GO): regulation of transcription by RNA polymerase II
Cellular component (GO): nucleus
Source: RefSeq, a predicted model, not a curated record